Molecule: messenger RNA, 1353 nt
Organism: Branchiostoma floridae (Florida lancelet)
Lineage: Eukaryota; Metazoa; Chordata; Leptocardii; Amphioxiformes; Branchiostomatidae
Product: alpha-N-acetylgalactosamine-specific lectin-like
Exons: 3
Coding region: 104-556 (150 amino acids)
Source: RefSeq, a predicted model, not a curated record
CCGAGACGACAUACGCCAACUGUCCUCCACUGUUGACGCCUUGAAGCGCGCCCUGGACAAGGAGAGAAACCGAACCGCCGCCUUGGAGCUGCGUCUUGACGAGAUGAGUAAGACACCAGCAUCUUGCCCUAGAUGUUACACAAUGUGGAAUGGAAUCUGCUACAAGGCCUUCAGGAACGGUAAGACCUUCAGCGAUGCAGCCGCGACCUGUCGUGAAGACGACGGCAUCCUCGCCAUGCCCCGAGACGCUGAGACCAACGCCUUCCUGAUCUCCUUGAUAAAUCAAUUUGCUUCGUCCGUGCUUGGUCCUGGAUAUUCGUCCUUCUGGUUCGGCCUGCACGAUCGGUGGGAAGACGGAAUCUUUGAGUGGGAGGAUGGUUCUGCACUUGGCACGUACAACAACUGGGCUCCGGGACAACCAGACAACAGGAGGGGCAACAAAGAUUGCGUUUUUUAUAAUCAUGAGACAGCCGGGAGAAUGUGGGCUGUCAACUCAUGCUCCAGGCAGCUGUUCUUCAUAUGCCAGGCUGUUCCAGAAUGUCCAGUGUCAUGGUGACAGCCGGAACUCUCGCCAUCACUGGCAACGGCUCUCCGACCAUCUGCAGUAAAACUAACCAGCAAAACGUACAACGGCUCUCCGAAGUAAAGCUGAGUAGUAAAAUUCUAGGUCAUUUUAUGGUCAUGUUGGUUGUACAAUUUCUAUAUUCCGAUGUAUAUUCUUUAACCUUCAAAAGUAACCCAACAUCCUAAAUGUACCUCUGCUGUCUAUUAUAGCGUAUGCAAUAAUUAAAAGGCAAAGAUUCUCAGAGCUUCUAAAAGUAAGGACGAGUAUGAGAUGACGUUUUCAGCACCAAGGACAGCCACUAGAAACAUGACUGUUUUCUAUAAAUUACAUUCCCGAGUUUGUAGUGGGUGUUUAUCCCUUGUGGCAACGAUUAAUCUUGAAUGUUAGGAAUCACAGAAAUGUAGACACACACACACACACAUGCACACAAUCACACACUGACAUACAUACAGACACAAGAACACACAAUACAAACAUGCAUACACACACACACACACACACACACACUAACAUACAGACACAAAAACACAUACACACACACACACAUGCACACGUAGCCCUAAAUCAUAUUUCACUCUAAAGUGUCAGUCUUUAUUGAUCAGUAAUUUUAGCAUUUACUCUACAACUCAGUAAUUGCAUAGUGUUACUAAAAUAAUGAUAUUCAACAUCAUUUUCUGUAAUCUAUAUAUACACCAAGGGCACCUUGUGCUAGGGUGGUAUGCACUGGAUAGACACCAGGGCAUUAUGCACUGGAAAGGUAUAAACCUGCGAGCUACACAAACUUAUUG